Molecule: messenger RNA, 722 nt
Organism: Stegodyphus dumicola
Lineage: Eukaryota; Metazoa; Arthropoda; Arachnida; Araneae; Eresidae
Source: RefSeq, a predicted model, not a curated record
AUUACAGUCAAUACAUACUAUAUUUUAAUUUUUAUUUCAGGUUCAUGAACUACUUAAAAAGCAAAGGCAACUCCAAGAGAUGUUUUCUAUAUGUGACAAAACUGAAAGAGAACAACAGAUAAAUUUAGCACAAGCAAUAAACAACAGUCAAGAUCAUGAGAAGAUGUAUCGAGAAAAAACAAAGUAUUUAUCUUUGAUAGCUGGUACAGUAGGUGCCUUUUUAGGUUUAAUUGCAUCUACUGUGAAUGUAUGGCGAUACAGGAAAGAGGUCAAAGAUAUCAAAAAUUGUGCAGGUAACAUAUCAUGUGAUGUUAACGAAUUAAAGAAGACAAUUGAUAAAUUGAGUUUUCCUUUCUUGUUCAAUGGAGAACUUAUAAAUCCAUUUCUGAUUCAGAAUGAUAGAAAACAGGGAGAAGAUUUGUUAUCAAAAGUAAAACUUCAUCAAGAAUUGCUUGACAAUUGUAUAAAAAAUUUAAGUGUGUUAGUAAGUGAUAAACUAAAUAAAGGUUCAGAAGAAAAUGGUGAAAUUUUUAGUGAUAUGCAUAUUAAACACAUGUUAAAUAAUUUUGAAGAAAACAUUAAUUCCAGGCUAAAUUUUCAUUCAUCAGUAAGCUUAAUUUUGUUAGGCUCAUUAUUAGCAUUUAGUAUAUAUGCAUUUGUUAAUAGGUGAUUUAGAAUAAUUGUCUUAAUGUAUUAUUUUGUAAACAAAAAAAAAAAAAAAA